Molecule: messenger RNA, 3062 nt
Organism: Halichondria panicea
Lineage: Eukaryota; Metazoa; Porifera; Demospongiae; Suberitida; Halichondriidae
Product: PH and SEC7 domain-containing protein 1-like
Exons: 22
Coding region: 223-2844 (873 amino acids)
Biological process (GO): regulation of ARF protein signal transduction
Molecular function (GO): protein binding; guanyl-nucleotide exchange factor activity
Source: RefSeq, a predicted model, not a curated record
AUAUUCUUUUGGGGUUGCCAAGCCAGAUACAAAUCAUCUUCUCUCGAGCUAAUUAUCACCUGUUGCAAGUAGAAAGGACUACACUAUCAUAUCAAGACGCAACAGUAACCCUUGAACCAGAAAUUAACGUGUGGGAAUUUGUCUGAAGUGAGUUUUUGAGAGAAGCUAGACCCCAUGAAAUAGUCCCUGAGACACUCACAGAGAUAAUGAAUGUAGUGAAGAAUGGAAGGUGCUGAAUCUGCACAGAAGAUUGGCCUGAAAAUGAGUAUGACAGAGGAGUACCAGGUUCAGUUGGAGAGGCCACGAGAUGCUAAUGGCCAGCUAGGGUCGUUUGGACUCUCCAUUCUUGGGGGCUAUGGCACCAAGUUCCCAGCCGUGGUGUGUGAGGUGGACCCAGGGGGACCAGCUGAUAGAACAAACCUGGUCAAAGUUGGUGACAAACUAACUAACUUGAAUGGAGAAGACCUGAGAGAACUCACUCCUAAAGACUUGGUGAACAAGAUCCGCACUGCUCCUAGUUCAUCAACCUUUACUCUACUCAAGGAUGAGGAACUGAGACAACAGGUGAUAGCUCUCCUCCGUAAACAAGAACGUAGAGCAGCGAUCCGUAAGGAGCGUGCCUCGGCCAGUGGGGAGGGGCCUGGUGAUGGAAAACCUGUCAAGAAGACCUCCAUAGGGGGACCACUAGGACAGGAAGAGAGGAAGAAGAAGAUUAUGAGCAAAAUCAUAGAAGUGGAGCCGUCAGUGAAUGUGAAGGGAAGUGGAGAGAUAGUACAGGUCUACCACAACCAAAUCAUUGGGAUACGCAAAAUGGACAAUGAACUGGAAAAUGAGAGGGAGCUCUCUCCCAGGAGAGGUGGUAGACAGACUCCCCCCAGAGACACCUCUCCUCAAAUCAGCAAUGGAUCUGAGGGCAGGGAAGGCGCAUUGAUACCAAAACAUGCCCCUCAAAAAACCUCAACUUCUCCCAACAGUCAAGCUAGUCCAUCACCAGAGCACAUCACAACCAGCACACCAGCACAGAACAUUACACCCAACGGCACCCCCCACACUUCAUCACAUGACUCCACGGGGUUGAGGUCGACUGAACUCGAGUCCAAUGCUACAACAGAAUGCGAUUCUGGAGGUGCCGUGCAGAUUCCAAAGUGGUCUGGUCCAGUUAAUGGGGACAACAGGGCAUCAUUGUCAGAGGCUGUUCUCAUUGAUGAAAUUGAGAGGACCUCUAAAGCCACACCCACUGAUGAAGGCACUAAAGAACAAGGUGAAGAGCCCCGAGCUCAGUCAGUUGAUAGUCAGUCGUCAAGCUCGUCUCAGCAGUCACCAGGAAAAGGAAGGGCCCCUCUAGUGGACGAGCAUAAAAAAGAAGAGCUGAUGAAGAUGUAUCGCAACUCUCCCAACCGAAGUCACCCGUCUAAAAAGGAUGACCCGUACACAAUGGCUGUGUCCCUGGCUCGUAGACUGUACAUGCUGGACGGGUUCAAGAAGAGUGAGAUCGCACAGAAACUGGCUGACCCGUCAGAGUUUGGUCUAAUUGUGGCUAAGGAGUACCUGAAGUUCUUUGAGUUUGAGGGCCUGUCCCUGGAUGAGAGUCUCCGUCAAUUCCUCUCCUCCUUCAUGCUCACUGGGGAGUCACAAGAGAGGGAGAGAGUCAUGGUACACUUCUCAGACCGAUACUUCUCUGCAAACCCUGACGUUUUCCCUAACUCAGACAGUGUCCAUGGAUUGACUGUGGCGCUGCUACUGCUCAACACAGACCUUCACACUGAUCAUGGCAGAAGCAAAAUGAGCUUUGCACACUUUGUAACUAACCUCGGAGGAAUAGAUGUCAAACUACCCAGGGACGUUCUAAAAAAAUACUAUAACAACAUCAGAAAGAGACCACUGGAAUGGGCCGUAGAUGAUGAAGAAGAGCUGCUUGAUUCUAAUCACAGUGACGAGCUACUGGAUGAAGAAGCAGUGAGAGUGUAUCAUGUGACUAUUCCUGGGACGUUUGUUGAGGUGGAGUUGUCAGACAAUGCUCCUCUCCUGAAAGAGGGAUUCGUACUGAGAAAGAACAUUAUGGAAGGACCACAUAAGAAAGUGCAAAGAGGAAAGAGAAACUGGAGGCCGUACUAUGCAUACCUCAAAGGAUUCCUUCUUUAUUUUGGAGAGCCACAGGGAGAGCUUCAGUUAGAGGACACCAGUGGAGCCAUAACAGUGUGCCACUGUCUGGCCAUGGGAGCCUUUGACUACAACAAGAAGAACUCUGUGCUAAGAGUGACUACGUCUGACUGGCACUCCUUCCUCCUACAAGCCAAUGAUGUGACAGACAUGCAGCAGUGGAUAGGAGCCAUAAACAAAGCAUCUGCUCUCUAUUCCUCGGCUCCUCUACCUGCCCCAAUGUCGUCAAGUGCCACAUUUUCUCGACCCACCUUCCCCCUUGCCCCCACCAAGAACACAAUUGACCAACAAGUUGAGUCUCAUGUGGCGAGAAUAAAGUCACUGGAGAAGGAGAUGGAGGAGCACCAAGCCUACAAGCCAACUGGUAGCAAAGCCAAGCACAACUUACUACAGGUGUGGUUUGACAAGUAUGAGUUUCUCCAGUACCAAAUGAACUGUUACCGUAUCUACUACGCCUCACUUACCAGUAGUGAGUUGGUGAACUUCAAUGCUCCACUACCCUCUGGUCUGGUACCCUCCCCAAGUGUGAGCACUCUGGCGGUCACUGGGACCAGUCACGACUUGGACCUGAAUGUACGUAGCCCUCACUCCCCUUCCUCGUACAGAAAGAGCUCUCACCUUGAUCUAAGAGGUGCUGUUCAAUCUAGUUCUCCUCUGGCUUCAGGUAGAGGUAAAAGGAGCUAGGGAAAUUUGUUAGCCUUGGACUAACUUGUGUGUGUUAGUGGCAAUUACAUUUGAAUGUAUGCUACCAUGUACAGAAUUAUGUGCAAUGUUAUCAUUCUGCAUUCCUUUUUAAUUUUGCAAAAUUUUAUCACUCUGUAGUAGAUGUUUCUUGAUUCUAUUUAAACAGAUUACAUGUGUGUACAAUUAUAAUUGUGGUGCUUAAUUAUUGAAAUCCUUCA